Molecule: messenger RNA, 7146 nt
Organism: Saccharomycodes ludwigii
Lineage: Eukaryota; Fungi; Ascomycota; Saccharomycetes; Saccharomycodales; Saccharomycodaceae
Gene: MEC1
Product: protein kinase MEC1
Exons: 1
Coding region: 1-7146 (2381 amino acids)
Biological process (GO): telomere maintenance; protein phosphorylation; DNA damage checkpoint signaling
Cellular component (GO): nucleus
Molecular function (GO): protein binding; protein serine/threonine kinase activity
Source: RefSeq, a predicted model, not a curated record
AUGAAUGACGAUUUGGCUGCUGUAGAAAAGUACAUUGAAAAAAUAAGACAACAAACCACAAAUGUAAUUAGCUAUAAUAUACCGCCAAGUGAGUUUUGUCAUUUUUAUAACACUAAAAAUACAAAUGAUACAACACUUUCCAGUUUCUUCACCAAGGAUACCAAAUUUCAAGACGAUAUCAAAAGAAAUACUAAAGCGUUAAAACUAUUUUUAAAAAAACUACAAAAUAAAUGUGUAAAUAAUGAAAAACUAUUGCUUAGAAUUUUCGAGGCGUUGGAUUUACUUUUCCAGUAUAAUCCCUUGAUUUUUAUAUACAUAUUUGAUAACGAACCACCAUAUAUUUCUGAUAGCUCCAACCAAGGCAUUUGGUUUAUAUUUGAAUCUAUUUUUCAAAUAGUCAAAAAACAAGUAGUAGAUAACUACGAAUUUGCUAAUAAAGUGAAUAAAAAGUUUAUUUUUGGUUGGUGCUCAUUUUCUAUUGAUUUGUUUGGUAUUAAUCUGGAAAAUUUACUUGUUAAUAGAAUCAGACUUGAAAUUAUGGAAUUACAAUCGGAUUUAAUGUCAAUUUUCAAUGAUAUAAGCAACGGGAAGGCUUCCAGUAGAAAUAAUUUGGAUUUUUUGUGUGAUAAAUUAACAGAAUUUUUAGUUUAUUUUGAAUGGGCACUUUACAUUAAACUACCCGGUGAUUUAAUAAUCGAAAGAAAUCUAAGAUUUAUUUUCUAUCUUUUGGGGAAUAUUGACUCACUCGAUAUAACAAUGUUUUGCUUGAUCUUCAAAUUUCAAAAUAGGUUUUUAUUAAUUUUAAAGAAUUACAUUUUUGUCGAUAACGUCCUUUCAAUAAAUAAAUUAAAUUGUUUUUUUCAAAUUAUAGAUAAUAUAUUAAGCGACUUAACUACAAACCAGUAUUAUCACGAUAUACUGGUAUUGGGCACUAACAACAAUGACCAGUUGGAGAAGUUUAUAGUGGAAGAGCUGGACGUUUUACCAGAUAUCCUUUUAGAUGUCUACGAAUGUAUAGUAGACGAAAAACUGGAUAUUGUUGAUUUUACACAGACUUUAAAUGUUGCAAAAUGGUUUCAGAUAUAUAAUAAAGAAAGCUUGCCCUUCAGCACCAGCUUGAAUGGGGUUUUAAUUUUUAUAAUGUGCCAAUUUAAUGGGAGUAGUUCAAGUUUAUUUGUAAAUGCUACCGCCUUUCAAAAUAAAAUCAAAAAUAUUGAGACAAAAUAUCUAGAAUCAGCAAAUAUGCCAGUCUUCACCAGGUAUAUAUACCAUGAAGUUAAAGAGUUAAAUUAUAAUAUUACCGACUUAAUAAGCAAAAGAGCUGAUUUAAAAGUUUUCUUACACAGCAGAUUAAUAUAUACAUUAAACAAACCAGGUUUGGAUUCAUCUGAUUUAAAACUAUGCAUUAGGUUGAUUUCCAAAUUGGAUUGCCAAGUAUCUUCAGAAUGUGUAUGCGUGCAUUGCACCACUGAUGAAAAUAAAUGGAAUUUAAGAGAUGUUGAUCCGAAUAGAUUAGAUAUAAAAUUUAGUUACGGCUACAAGAUUUUAGCUGACACUCUUUUGCAAAGGGACUUACAAAAACUAUCCAUUUCGGUACAAUUGGAACUGUUAUUUUGCUUAAGAAAUAUCUUUCACCAUUUUCAAGUUCCUUUAAAGUUAGAGGGUCCAAUCUACAAAUUUGUCACCAAGUGUUAUGACUCACAAGAUAGAAUACUCAGAACCAUCAGCAGCGCAAUCUUGGUAUUAUACGCAAUAAGUUCAAGGUACAAUAAUAAUGAUAAACAGAGUCUUUUAUUGAUGUCGUUUUUGGAAUCACCGCACCCUAAUUAUACCAUAGAUACAAGACUAGAAACGUGGGCUCAAUUUUUCCUUUCUUCAAGAGACGAGAUUGUGGAUCCAUUAUUGAAGAAAUUGUUAAACUAUGUGAAUUCGCAUGAUUUUAUCGAAGAGUAUUUUGCAAUUUUCCAGAUCAGAUAUAUAGCAAAAAUAAUGGAUAAUAAGUCUCCGUAUCAAUUGUUAUCGCCUAUUUUGCCAUUAGUUGUCAGUAAAUUAAGUAUUCGUUUGGGCACAAAUCCUGGCGUUUUUAAAAAAAUUGCAAAUUUGACAGAGAGACCGAUUGAUAAAUUUUUAGAAAGAUUUCAAAGAUAUAUUGUGCCAUAUGUCAUUACUUAUUAUAAGAAGGAUAUCAUACAACACAUUUCCAAUAUUACUGGCACACCGAAAAAACAAAUUGUUUAUAAAAAUAUCAAUCGAAUAAUAGCUGUCUUAUUAGUUUCUGGAAACAAUUUUUCAUUACCAAAGCUAAUUGAAAUCCUAUGCAAUUGCGAACCAUCUUUUAAAAAUAAGAGCAUCUCUGAUGUUGUUAAUUGGUACAUUGUUUUGUCAGAGAUUGCUCAACUAUAUGAUAAUUGUGAUGAACUUCAAGCAACGCACGAAAAACCAACAAACAAACUCGUAAUAAUGAAAUGUUUAUAUUUUGUUUUUAAUCUGAUGGAUGACAAAAGGAACCAAAAAAAGAAACAAUUGUAUGAAGAGAUUAUAGCGAAAAAUAUUUCUGAGGCUUGGAAUUUAGAUGAAAUGAGGCAAUUUGAAAAAUAUAUGUCCGAACACAUUUUGGGUAUUUUCCAUUUUUUCAGUUCUAGCAUGUCUAACAAUAUGGAAAUAAAUACUUAUUUUGAAAAAAUAAGAAUUAUAAAUGGUGUUACUUUUAUGAUCAAUAAUGCCUCAGAACAAGCCUUGAUCUCAUCCUUGGCUAUUAUCAGUUUAUGCCUACAAGUUGCCAUGGAAAUUCCGGAAGUUAGAUAUUACUCCAUGAAGGCUUGGUAUUGUUUAGUAAAAUUGCUAUCUGAUGAGCAAUUAUUUACCAUAAUUGAUUUAGUGGUUUAUUUCAUAUGUCAGAGAUGGAACAGUUUUGACACGAAAACCAAAACAGUUUGUCAAGAAAUAUUCAACAUCUUACUCACGAAUAAAAAAAAUUACAUAAUUGAAAAGAAACCUUCCAUAAUAUACAGCCUAAUGAAAAAUGAAGAAAUAAAUUUGAUAGAUAGACAUAAACAUUUCUUUCAAAAUAAUAGAAAGUUUUUUGCAAGAUUAGACAAUAUUAAUAUAUUUUUAACAAAUUUGGAGAGCGAAAAUGUCUAUAUUGUUCUGCAAACUUUGGACGAUAUCAAGCUAAUAUUAUCUUUGAUGAAAAAAGAUAUAUCGGAAUUUAAUAUUGCCAGUGUUUCCAAAUUAUUGGGAUUGUUAUUGAAUGUUUCUUAUAAAUUCAAACACAUUUCGUUCAAUAUAUCGACAAAGGCCACCGAGUGUAUUAGUCUUAUUGGGUCCGUCGAUCCUACUGUUUAUAAAAUUACAAGAAAGAAUAAAGAUAUUGCUUUUGUUUAUGAUUUAAGCGACUAUGGUCAACAAAUCUCCUUUAUUAUGAAAACUAUGAAUAAAAUUUUAGUACCGGCAUUUUGGCAAACCACCAAUCGUUCUGAGCAAUCCUUCAUAGCAUAUGUCAUGCAAGAAUAUAUCAAAUUUUGUAAUUUGGAUUUAAAAAGUUGUGAUUUUAGCCAGUCGUCUGAAAAGAAACAUUUAUGGGAUAUUUCGUUCAACGAUCUAGCUAAAGCUACUCUAGAACCAUUAAGAUCAUCCAAAUAUUCAAUUGGAUCAAACAGUGGCGAUUACAGUCCAUUGAUUUAUCCAUUUUAUAAUAAAACUAUGAAGUUUCAAUUUUGGGUCAGAGGUUUUAGUACUGACUUGCUUAAAAGAUUAAUGUGCAUUAGGGAAGAAUCCUCAACCAGUGCGACACCUGUUUUCUCAAUAUACUCUUCUCUUCUUAAAGAAGCCAAUGAACAACUUUGCGAAUAUAUUCUACCUUAUGCCGUUGGUUAUAUUUCUCUAAAACGCAGCCCAGAAUAUAAAAUCUUAUUGGAAAAUAUAAAAACCGAAUUUUUAAGUAUAUUUAGGAUUGAAGUUGCCAAUUUGAAUCACCACCAACUGGAAACGCUAAAACAAUGCUAUGAAGUAAUUUUUAAAAUUUUAGAAUAUUGUAAACAGAUUUUAGCUCAAUACAAUCAAAAGAAUACAGAAUUUAGCAGAUUGACAAAGGAGGAACUUAAUCAGAUUGAAGAAUUAGUUGUAUGCAUUCCAUUACAUUUAAUGGCACAAAGGUCUCUAGAAAUGAACUCUUUUGAAAGAUCUGUUCUAUAUUUGGAACAAUCAUAUCGUUCGGGCGAAUUUGUUUCAGAUAAUGAUAGAUUACGAGAACAUCUUCAAACAGCAUAUGCAAAUAUCCAAGAUCUGGAUGCCAUUGAUGGUGUGCUAAAAAAAUUUACAACAAUUGAGCUUUCCGGCAAAUUGGAUGAAUUACUUUACAGCGAUAACUGGGAAAUGGCACAGCAAUGUUUAGAAGAGUUGAGCGUGACAAAUGUGCAGGAUUAUUCCAUCAAUCAUAAGUAUUUAGAAUCUUUACACAAACAUCAAUUAUACGACAAAUCUUUGGUUAAACUAGACACUUUAAUUACUUCUCCUUGUAUCAAUGAACAUGCGCUAAUUCAAUAUUUAAAUUUUGGCUUAGAAGCGUCUGUUAUGUAUGGAAAAUAUGAGAAAAUUGGGAAAUACGUUGGACUAAUUGAAAGACGCUUUGAAGAUCAACUUAAAAAGAACCUUUAUCCUCACAUAUUGUACAAUUAUAACAUUGCGAAAUUGUACACUUUCGUGUAUAGGCAGGAAUGGGACCAAACACUUGCAUGUUUGGACAACUGUAACAAAUUAAUUGCUAGACACUUUAUUACCUCUCCUAACGCAACCACAAUCUUAAAAAUUAGACAGAUCUUUACAAAUUUGCAUUCUAUCCAUGAUUUAAAGGUUUUGAUUGAUUCCAGGAAAUUUGAUACAGUAGGUCCGGAACAAGAAGAACUAACAUUGGAAGAAAAUUUAGAAAAAAGACUAGUGGCUAUUGGUGACGAUUUUGGUUCGAAGUAUAAGUUGUUAUCUUUGAAAAAAACUUUUCUAAACUUAUCGUCAAACGAUAAGAUUUCAAACAAAUUAUUCCUAACUUAUUUUGAAAUGGCACAAAUAUCGAGACAAAAUGGUAGACAGGACUUAGCAAGUAAACUAUUAAUGGAUGCAUGGUCAGAACAUAAUAAAAACCAAUUUCAGUUAGAAUUGGAGUAUUCGAACCUAUUAUGGGAAAGAAACGAAAAGGAUAAAGCGUUAAAAAUGAUUUCUGAAAUAUAUAACCAAAUGAAAACGGAUAAAGACAAUUCCAUUGAUCAAGAAGAAUCAAAAGUCUUGCUAAAAUAUACACAAUGGUUGGAUUUAUCAAAUAGUUCGACAUCUUCUCAGAUUAUUAAGCAAUAUAAACACACUAUAUCUCUAAAUCCUCACUGGGAAGAACCCUAUUUUGCUUUAGGUCUUUUUUACAGUAGAUUUUUAGAAAAAAAGAAUGCCGAAGGUAGUUACGAAGAAGAUGGUAGCUUAGAAAAGGAAUCUAUAAAAUAUUUUUUAUUAUCAUUUGAAAAAAACACUACACAUGUAAGAGAAAGCUUGCCAAAAGUUAUUACCUAUUGGCUAAACACAUCAGAAAAACUUGUGGAAAAUAGAAAAAAUUUGGUUUUAAAAACAAACAUCGAUGAAAUGUGUGUACAUAUUGACAAUGCUAUUAAGUCAUGCCCAAGUUAUAUUUGGUAUUCUGUACUAAUCCAAUUGAUAUCAAGAGUGCUACAUCCACAUCAAAAAUCCUCAAUCAGAAUUGGUAACAUUUUAUAUUUACUUUGCAAUGAUUAUCCCGAACACAUAUUAUGGUACAUUGCAUCUUUACAAAACUCAAAUGAACCAAAAAAGGUGAAAUCUGGUCAAAAAAUCCUGGAAAAAUUUGUAAAAGAUAAUUCUUACAGAAAUGGAAGACAAUUAGUAAGUAGUGCUUUAAAAAUGGUUGAGACUUUAUCACAGAUAUGCAAAUAUGAGAAAGGGUCUGGAAAAUCGGGUAAUAAUAAUGGGUUUUUGGACAGAGACUUAAAGAUAGAUUUAAAUGUACAUUCAAAUUUAGUUGUGCCUGUCACCAGAAAUUUUGACUCUGUAUUACCAUUGACAAACUUAUCUAGCGACAAAUUUGAAAUUUUUCCUAACAAAAUAACUAUAAACAGCUUUGGCUCAGAAUUUGUUAUUUAUCAUUCUUUGAGAAGACCUAAAAAGAUACAGCUCUAUGGUUCUGAUGGGAAUCUUUAUGAGAUUCUGUGUAAAAUGGAAGACGUGAGUCAGGAUAACCAAUAUAUGCAAUUUGCCACUAACAUGGUUUAUUUAUUGAAGAAGGACUUGGAUUCGAAAAAGAGAAAUUUAGGAAUUUUAACGUAUGCAAUUUUAUCUCUUAACGAGGAUUUCGGUAUUAUUGAGUUAGUUCAGCAUGUUUCCACGGUUAGAAGUAUAUUGAUUAGCAAAUAUAGUAGUAUGAAUAAGUUAAGCUUGAUCAACAGUGUGGGUAAAUAUUGGAAAGCCAUUCCUCUAAAUGAUACAGCACAAAGACUUUCAAUUUUCCACAAUGCGCUAGAGUGUUUUACCCCCGUUUUACACGAAUGGUUCUUAGAUAACUUCCCGGAUCCUAUCAAUUGGUAUAAUUCUAAGCAAAAUUUUUCAAGGUCAUAUGCCGUUAUGUGCAUGGUUGGCCAUAUCUUAGGGCUAGGCGACAGACAUUGUGAUAACAUUUUGAUUAAUGUUAAAACUGGGCAAGUUUUACAUGUAGAUUUUGACAUUUUAUUUGAUAAGGGUAAAGACUUGAAAAUACCAGAGAUUGUCCCCUUUAGAUUAACACAUAAUUUUGUCGACGCUUUGGGUAUUACAGGCAUUGAAGGUACAUUCCGGAAGGCCUGCGAAGUAACGUUGACUUUAAUUAGGGGUAACGAACUGACAUUGAUUAAUGUUAUUGAAACUAUUAUGUAUGGUAGAAUGGUUCGGAAAACUACUGACGGUAGAAUAAUAGGUCCUGGAAGAAAUAAUUGGACCAUAAACCAAACUAUGGAAGUUAUAAGAAAUAAAAUGAGAGGUAUUGAUCCUCAUGACGGGGUCUCAAUUAGUGUAACUGCUCAAACAGAUGCUUUAAUUAAGGAAGCCAUAUCAGAUGAAAAUCUUUGCAAGAUGUUCAUUGGCUGGCUACCUUUUUGGUAG